UUGCUAAUGUUAACGUUUGCCUAUGAUCUUCUGUUACGGAAAUUGUCAACAUAUUUGCUGUCCUUUGAGUUACAUAUUGUUAGUUUUUGUAAAAGUUGUAAUUCUAAGGUAGGCAGAAGAAAGCCGUCAUUCUAAUGUAGGUAGAAGUAUGGAUAAUGUCAGAAGAAGCACUUUGUUUUUCUGGCAAGGCUAGAAUUAAAUAUUCCCCACUUGCUGACGUAGCUGGCACAGUUAGUAAAUUACUAAAGCAUCUUGCGUUUAACAUCAAGUGUUCUUUGAUGUGAAAGUAUAAAAGGAUACUGGAUUAUGUGUGCCCUGAGAGGUAACAUUCCUAAUCUCCUUACCAUGUUUUCAGAGAUAUUGUCCAAAUGCUUACAUAAGGACAUCGUGCUCUAUCCAACGCCUGGGCCGUCUGCUAUAUAACUUCUUUCUUCUUUUUUUUUUUCUUUCUUUUUUUUUCUUUUUUAACUGCCAAAGCCAAAGUGUCGGGUGGUCUAUGGAUGGAUAAGGAGUGAAAGCAGGAAACAGUUGUCACAACUCACCUGUCAGAAUCAAUUUACUAGUCUUUUGGACUCAGUUGUUUGGAAGGUAAAAUCCAUUUGCAAAUUAUGGCUCAUCGAUUUUCAAAGGAAGAAUUAGAUCAGCAGUUUGAAGAGUUUCUGAAAGAGUCUCUUUCAGAUGAUUCGCUUGGAAAUUCAAAGAAAAAGUCCAGCAUUCUUGAGAGAUUGGGACAGCCCAGGAAAAAAGAGAAGAAGAAAAAGGAUUCAGUGCCGUGGUGGUUAUCUGAGGAAGAUUCGGAUGAUGGUGAUUUUCAAAUAAAAUUUGUUAAAGUGAGAAAAGAGAAGAAACUGACAGAAAGCCAUGCAGAAGCAGUGGAAAAUACUGAACAAAAGAGUCCCAGUUCAGAUUCCCAGUCUGGAGUAGUUCCCUCUAAAUCUUACAGUGCAUCUCACAGCAAGGCUUUGUCUAAAUCCAAAAUGUUGGAAAAAUUUCAUAAGGACAAGAAAGACUCUUACUUAAACAAAGAAGAAGGAACCCUCGCUUCUGACAGUCCAGACAAUUCUGAGGGAAUGCUUGCAGCCAGUGGAAGCUUUGUCAAGAUACAGAACACUUCACAGCCUGUGGGAGAAACUCAUGAAAAUAUGGAUGUUGGAAAGAUGCAGCUUCAGAAAAGUAAUGGAGAUGCUGUCUCUUUGAGUAGAGACAGCCUGGAAACAAAUGAUUCAGUUUUAGCUUCUGGGCCUAAUCAAAGUAUUGUGGGAGUUGGAUUGGAUACCUUGGAAGAACAAGAAGAAAAAGAGAUCUUCUUUGCCAAGCUUGAACGAGAAGCUUCAUCUACUAUUGAUUAUUCAAGAUUAAAUAAAGAGCUGGAUUCCAAUGAUUCUGUCAUACUUGCACCAUUUGUACGAAAUGAAAAUACUGAAAAAGAGGAAGAAGGAUCUGCACAUGAAGAGAAAUCUGGUAGCUACAGUGAAGAUUUUGAAGAAGAAACAGAUACUAAUCCCGCCCUUAAAACCGAGGGAGAUCAGGUGAAUCAAAACAUCAUAUCAGAAGUUGAUUUAAGUCCUCAAGAACAGGAAGAAGCAAACACCGGGAUGCUGGCUAAAGUUGUCUUACUUGAUUCACAAGAUUCUACUGCAGAACUUCAGAAGGCCGUUGAAACAUCGGGUGUAGCUCCGGGCGAACAUGAUCAGCCUGAAGAAGUCAGUGCAGUUGAAAUGAAUGAAGCAGGUACUUCCUAUGGACAAACCACCAGUGACAUGGAAGCGCUACACCAGGCAUAUCAUCACAUUGAUCAGUCUUUGGGGGACACUGACAAGCAGAAACUGCACAGUUCUGCAGUGGCAGUCUCAGAAGGCUUAGGGCAAAGCAUUUCACAGAAUAAUGACAUCUAUGCAAAAAACAUGUCAACUGUUGAUUCAGAUUUACCUACUGUGGAAGAAUUGAUGAAAACAAUUAAAGGACAUUUAUGUAAUAUCAGAAAUUUUGAUGUGGACUCUGAAAGUCCUGUGAAACUGGUAGGCAGCACAGAAAAUGACCUCAUUAGCCACUCGCCCUUUGAAGACCCCCAGAGUAAUACAGUUUGGGAGAAAAACUCAGUUGAAAAGUUUACCAGAGAAGAAAGCAUCUUUCUACAGACAAGUGUGAAUGAUGAUAACUUUCAGAGGAUCACUGAGAAAGAAAUUCAGACCAGUGAAGUACAGCCUGAUAUACUAAGAGAAAAAAUAGGACAAGACUCUCUGCUUUCACAAGGAAGCAAAACUAAAAGAGCUCUUCGGUUUUGUUCCUUGAAGAAUGAAAGAUCAGAAUCAAUGACAAACAAACCAGUGUCAUACAAGAAUAUCAGAAGUCCAGCACCCUUACAUAAAAAGAAACCUUCACAUGGUACUCAUGGACUGGUUAGAAGUUCUGGCUAUGGGAAACCCAGUUUACUUUCAAAGCAGUCUUUUCCAGUUAGUGAAAAGAGAACAUCAAAAGAAACUUUCAAAAAGACCUGUCUGAAAGCCAAAAGUCCUGCAGAUAGAGCAAAAUCUAAAGAAGCCUUAUUUGCUACUAGGAUAAUAAGAUCUGCAACAAAUGAACCAACUUUGGAGGGGAGUAUUAACAGAGUUUUGUCUGGCCAAUCAGUUGUUAGUAAUCUUCGACACCAGGCUGUGGAUUACAACAGGCAAUAUCAUGACUUACCAUUUUCCCCUAUCAAAAGUCGUGAUAGGGAGCUAUAUUUGUUAAAACGAGUACAAGCAGCAGAGGAGGACCUGAACACAGCUCGGGAUUUGAUUCAGCAGCUGGCCAGCAAGCUUUCACAAGAAGAGAAGGAGAUGGAGGCAAAGGUAGUAGAACUGAAAACGCAGCAUGAAAAGGAGCUUUCUCGUCUGGGUCAGGAAAACUAUGUUCUUCAGAGUAAGCUAAGAAAUAUGGAAGAGAUGGCCAAAGAAAAGAGGUGGACCUACCAUGCAGCAACAGUUCCUGUAAGUGAGGAAAAACUGGCACAAAUACAAGAAGAAAUUGAAGAUCAAGAGGUCAUUAUUCAAGGUUAUCAACAGGAAAAUGAGAGGUUAUACAAACAAAUGAAAGAGCUACAAAUCCAAAACAAAAAAAACGAGGAACGAAUGUUUAAGGAGAAUCAGUGCUUAAAGUCUGAAUUAAUAAACUUAAGAGAAAAAAUAGAGAAGACUAAUAACCAGUCACGAAUCAUGCAGGAUUCUGAACCAGCCAGAAAUCAGAGUUUCACAGAACUGAUUUCAGAGCUUCGAGCAGCACAGAAAGAAGAAGCUAAAUUACUAGAAGAGAUAAGACGUCUCAAACAAGAUAAGCAAGCUCUUGAGGUAGACUUGGUACAAGCCAAGAAAGAGAGAGAUUUAGCAAAAGUCCAGAUUGCGUCUGCAUCAAGUGAGAAGUCUUAUGAAUUUAAAGUUAUGGAAGAAUCAUACAAACAGGAAAUUACUCAUUUAAAAAAAAGACUUCAGUGGUAUGCAGAAAAUCAAGUUCUUCUGGAUAAAGAUGCAGCCCGUCUUAAAGAUGCAAGAGAAGAAAUUGAGAAACUAAGACUAGAGGUUGAGAAGCUCAGAGCUGAAGCAGGAGAUCAGCGUGUGCAACAGAAAAAACGUCUGCGAGACAGAGCAGCAGAUGCUAAAAGAAUUCAGGAUCUUGAGCGACAAAUUAGAGAAAUGGAAGGAAUUCUAAAAAGAAGGUAUCCAAAUUCUUUGCCUGCUUUGAUUUAUGCUGCUGCUGCUGCUGAGAAAACUAAUGAUCUUUCAGCUAAAAAAAACACAGUUGAAUUUUUGGAGAGAAGAAUAAAGAAAUUAGAAACAGAACUUGAAGGUAAAGAUGAUGAAGCUAAGAAAAGCCUCCGUGCCAUGGAACAACAAUUUCAAAAAAUAAAGAUACAGUAUGAGCAAAGACUUGCAGAGCUCGAGCAACUCCUUGCCUAUGAAUUUAUGAAUGAAGCACCAAAACUGAAUGGUGAUAAAGCCAGUUCUACAGAACUUGAACAGGAGCUUCAGAAUCUAAAGAAGACCCAUGAGAUCACUGUUGGAAACCUCCAGACAGAAAUUGAAAAUCUUAAAAGUCAAAAUUCCCAAUUAAAACUCAGAAGUAAAAAUGAUAAUAAAGACUUAGAGUCCAUGGACUCUAAGAUGAAACAAGGUAGCACAAAAGACAGGUUGUUAAAACUAAAUGAAGAACUGGUCACUAAAAAUAGAGAAAUACAAGACCUUACAAAAACUGUAGAGAAACUUCAAAAAGAAAGGAUGGUGAUGUUGUCUGAUAAUAAUUUGAGAAAUAACACAAACACUAAUGGAAACUCUGCAGAGGUCUUGAAAAAGAAUACCUCAGCAACAGAUAGAAGGAAUUCCAACAACACUGAACCCUGUCUAAGCAUGUUUGAUGAUGACAAAAUACAUCAACUACGUAUUUUUUCUGAUUCUCAUCUCUCGGAAGUUCUGCAAGAAAAUGCACAUCUGAAAGAGGAGCUAGAGAGGUUGUCUCUAGAAAUGGGCCAGCAGCGAGUGGAGUCUCAAGCAGCACUGGCUUAUUCUGAAAAUAACAUACGAAGGAUGCAGGAAGACACAGCAGAAUACAUUGCAUCUCUGAAAGCUUCCCACCAGAGGGAAGUCGAGAAGAUUGUUUGCCAGCAUGCAAAGGAGCAUUCUACUUCUAAAGUAGCUGAACUAAAGAACAGAAUUUCAACACAGGAGAUAUUAAUAAAACAUCUUCAAGAACAACUUGGUGAACAAGAGAGACGUCAAGAAGCUCUUUUAGUAUCACAGAUAAGAGAGCAACUUCUACAAAAAGAGGUGACAAAAUUGUUGGAAGAACUGAGAGAGGCUAGGGAGAGCCAGAGUCCUGAAAUGAAACAUUUCUUGUGCCUGGAAAAGAAAAUCAAGCAUAUAGAGAGCAGACAUGCAGAAAGAGAGCAUGAAAUUCAAAAGGCAGCCCAGCUAACACAGCACAUUACUGAAGCAAGGCAAGCCCAGGAGGUUGAGAAGUGGCGGAGGCUGGCACAGCAGAAGAAUCAGGAACUGGAGAAAUUUCGAAUGGAAUUGGAUUCAAUAUUAGAUGUUUUACGUGAACUGCAGAAACAAGGGGUUGUUAUUCCUGCACCUGAUUCCAGUGGUUUCAGAGUGACAGACAGCUGUUGGAAGACAUGAUUAGGUAGUAGUUAAGUAGAGAAGCAGAAUUUUAAUACUCAAAGUUACGUACAGAAAAUGUUAUUGAAAAUCAUUAUUGUAAUGCACAUAAAUUGCACUGCAUUCUGAUCUUCUCUGGAAUCUGUCAUGUCCAGAGGCAGAUUUGCAUUGAGCAAUACUCUAGUCAUACUCUGUGUCUUCUAUUUUAUUAGUAAUAAAUUUACAUAUUUUUUUAUAAUGGUUUAAAAUAUUGAGGUUAUUCCAGAAAUUCAACUAUCAUUGAAAAAUUCCCUUUUUCACAUACUGUAGAACAUGCCUGAAUAUUUUUAACUUUGGUUUCUAACUUGUCUUAUAGUGAUUCCUUUGUGAAAAAUUUGAGUAAUAAGCUGUUUGGUUUGUAUGUUUAGUGUAUGGCAUUAAUGUAUUUCAUUCCAUAGGGCAGGAAAAUCAUCUUUUUUUGAUUUUGCUUCUCUCCCUCCAAUUCAUAUAAUAUUCCCUCCCUUAUCUUUAAGACCCCUUCCAACUUAGUGAAUGAUUGGAGGGCUGGAGGAGAGCAGGCAUUCCCUGGUGGUGCUCAAAUUCAAGCUGUACUUUGGUUACUUUUCAGAUAAUCCCAACUGUGCUGGUAAGACUGAUGGCAGAGUGGGUCUAGCUGAAUUUGUACAGGGCAGAUACAGAAAAAGGCUAUACAACACAGUGUGAGAGUAGUUAUUGGUGUCCCUUUUAAAAAGGAAGGCUGCACUGAUAAGGUUGUCACAAUGGGCUGUUCAGGACUGACAUAGUAAGAACCUCUCUAGGUGAUCUUGACAGACAGAGAGACCAGUCAAAUGUGAAGACAUUGUGUUAAAGCUCAGGCUUCAGGGGUGUGUAGAUGGGGAAAUUUAGAGUUAAAAUAUUGAGCAAGUUAGGAAAGGGGCCAGGAAACAAAACAAAACAAAAAAACAAACCAAAAACCAGACCAAAAAAAAUCCCUGUACUACCAUCCUCAGGAGUGACAAAGGAAACUAGUUUGCUUAAGCAGGAAUAAUCCACUACCCAAAUACCAAACGUGGAGGUAACAUUCUGCUGAACUGACAGGCCUCAGGGCAGGUAACACACUGAAUGUUAGAGGCUGUUGCCUUCUGCCUCUCCUCAGGCCCUGCCAGAGUUACACACCUGUGCUGGAGAGCAGGUACACAGGAGCAAUUCCUACUGUGUCACAAAUGUGUACCUCGGCGUGCUACGCUUUUGGUCUCUUCUUUCAAGAAAGAGAUAGACCCAGUGGAGGGAAAGAAGAAUCAUCACUCCAGGAAAUGCAGCCCUUGGAACUGCUGAAGCCAUAGAAACUGCACUGCCCCAGAGAGGAGACAUGGGGGGAUGGUGAGCAUGGCUAUUACACUUAACAUAUCUGAAAAACUUGCUGCUAAAAGCAAGAAGCAGCAAUUAAAAAUAAAGAAAAUUCAAAAAAGGUGAUGAUAGCUAUUCCAUGGUUGGAAGGAAUGCUUUCCCAACAAAUCAGUACAUUAUUAGUUUGAAGUUUCAGUGGCUGCAAGUCCUUAAGAAUUCUGUAGCACAUAUACUGAGGUUGUAUCUCAAUCAACUAUACUUGUUUAGGGCAAAGAGAAGAUAAAAGCUAGAAUGUACUACUUAGGUCCCUGAGGACCUGUAGUAUUGGUUGAGCCUAGCAUUUAAAUCAGAUGUGAAAUAGUUCAGGGCUGUGCAUGUGUGUUUAUGUAUCAUGUUCUUCAGGGACCAGCAGUAAACAUGCAUUUUCUCUCAUACAAGCAUGUGGCUGAACAUGCAUAAAAAACAAAAGAGUAUAACAAGUUAGACCAUAUAGACAUAGACAGUGCUUAAGUGCAAGGGUUUUUCUUUUUGGCAUAUACACAAACAUAAAAUGAGCCUGUAUACAGAUAUAUAUAGACAUUAAAAAAGGAAGGUGGGUUGCCAGUUAGUAUGGUAAUCUUGGUUGUCUCAUGUUCAGAUAUUUUCAGUAUUUCUAUUUUGUUCCCAUCUAAGAAAGUAUUAGUCCAUAUUCAUAAAAUGUGUAAAUAUGAAACUGCUUUGUAUAUAAAAUAUCAGUUAUAUGUAAAUAUGGUGCAUUUUCUUGAUUUGGUUCUGUUUUGCAAAUGAAAAGGAUAAAAAUUGUAUCAUUUCAACUUAUUUAUUUCCUGUACAAUUUGCUGUAUGUGUGACACUGUAUUAAAAUGUGUGACCUGAA
Messenger RNA from Corvus hawaiiensis (hawaiian crow), 7329 nucleotides. It is a transcript of the gene CEP162, whose product is annotated as centrosomal protein 162. The record is from RefSeq and is a predicted model, not a curated record. Gene Ontology annotation, cellular component: axonemal microtubule; centrosome; centriole. Lineage: Eukaryota; Metazoa; Chordata; Aves; Passeriformes; Corvidae. The transcript is spliced from 29 exons. Gene Ontology annotation, biological process: cilium assembly. The coding region runs from base 609 to 5150 and encodes 1513 amino acids.